CGCAGCAGCCCGGCGGUGCGGUAGGUUUGGACCAAACGCUUCGUGGCUCCUUGUAGGCUGUGCUGACCUCCUUGUGCUGUCCGCGUCCACGCGCACCUGCGCCGUUCCCGGGCGCUUUCAAGGAUGAGGAAGUUUAGGCUGGGAGUUGUGCAGGGCUUGGCCGAGCUGUCGAGUCUCAGCUCUGGCCCCACAAACACGGGCGGCAGACGGGCUGGGAACAGCGGGCGGAGGUGGGGGCUCACCUGCCGUUCUCAGUGGGCAGAGGGGCUGAGAGCCGUUUCUUUCUGUUUGUUUGCAAAGUUGUGCAAGAAAUGCGGCGUUUCAGAGGUUAAAACCCCAAGCAUGCUGAUUUUCCUUUCUUUAACAGAAAGCAGUUUUUGCUGCUCAACACUAAAACAGCCAAAUGAUAAAAGCUUAUGACUAUCGGUGAGUACUGCAUCAUAGUGAGAGGCAAUCAUUUUGAAGCCUUCUGUGCUGUGAUCAGCAAACAGGAGCUGUGGAUGGCACACAUCUGUCCCUCUGGCACAUCCAUGGCUGUGCAGGGCUAGAUUAGGCUGACUAACUCGCCAGAUAAUAAGGACUGGAUGACCUUUAAAGAUCCCUUCCAACUCUAGGGAAUCUGUGAUGCAACACCAGGCCGACUGCAGGUUUUCCUUCCGAGCUCUCAGCAUCCUGACAUCUUGUCCAGGCAAGGUGGCGCAAAGGCGAUGCUGUCUGUGGGGAAAAUCCUCCACAUCUGGUUAUGCACUGUGUUUGUCCCAGGGACAGCUUGUCCCUGUUGCUGAUGGCGGGCACUGGUGCACUUGCUUGCUUUCCUUGAGCACACGCGGUGAGCAGAGGGGACUCCCUGCCACUACAGUGCAUGGGGCCGUGCUGAGUGCCAGGGCUUCCGGAGUUCUGCCAUUGGGUUUCUCUGUGCUCUGUGAGAGGUUCUAAUCUAUGAGAAAGAUCAGAAAAAGAGUUGAGCUGAAGGUAGAAAAAAACAAAAGUAGCGAUCGUUACCCUUUCAAAGCAAGGUUAUGAAAGCUACAGCCGUGGUAGAUGGAAAAUGUUUUGUCGUCUGUUAAGCAGCUCUUGUGUCACACUGAUCAGAGAAAAGAGAGGUGGAUCUGACAAAUGUCACUUUUCACAUGGGUUGUUUUCUUCAUUUUACAAAUGAUGAUGUAGGUUUAAAAACCACGCUGAGUUCCAGAGGGUGUAAUUCGUAGCUGCGUGUUGUACCAGGCAGGCUGUUCACAUUUUAUUUACUAGGCAGCGUAUUGCAUGAGAACAUAACAAUGUUUGCUGCUUGAGAUGCUAAUAUAAUCCCAAAGUCUCAGAGUGCGUUUGCUUGUCUCUUUAAUGGAUGAUUUAUCUUUGAAUUUAGCAUUGAAAUAUUAUUUUUAAGGAGAGCUAUAUUCAGUAACAAGAUUAAUGAGCUUGAAAGAGGAUGAAAAGACUCUGUGUUCAAUUCAUCCUCAUCUCCCAGGAAAGCGGACUUUGAAGUUUAGCUGACUUGUAUGCUAAAAAUAUCUGGCUACGUCAGUGAUGUCAAUGACACACCUUCAGCAGCGUUUGGGAAAAGCGGGGGAUGGGUUGGGAUGGGGAGGAGAAGUGCUGUGAGGCAUAUUGAUUGUUUUUCUUGUCACGUGUGCCACAAAUCACUACUUCUAGAGCAUCGUCUCUCCACAAUGCUUAUACGGUGCUUCUUUCUUUUUUGUUUCAUGUACCCCAAGUCACUGAUUUUGGUGAUGUCUUCCUCUAGCACUGUAUCAGUGAGAUACAGUAACUAGAGAUUAAACUUUUAGCAGCGUAAUGUCUCUAAACAAAGUGCAUUUUGAAUGAAUACAGUGAAGAAAUAAAUACUCUGUUGAAAGUCAUAUUGGAAGUCUGUUUAGUGGCCCCAUUUAUCCAUACGAUGGUUUUUACCAUGCCUUCCUCAGCUCCAGGCAUCUCUAGGUGUAAUUGAGGUUUGAAGGGUGAAGACAUUUGAUCUUAGAGUUUCAGAUCUCAGGGUUGUUUUGCAGUACAGCCCCUUGAUAUUCUGGGUUACCUGUUGCCUUGGCUGUAACUGUCUAUGUGCUUUGUAUCAGCUGCAAUACAGCAGACCAGAGCUGCUAGCAGGCCUGGCCCUCACCUUCCUCUGACUGCAUGAAGGCUAUUGAUUUUCAAGGAAAUGCAUUAGGUGUUCAAGGAGCAUCCCUCAAAAAAAAAAAAAAAAAAAAAAAAAGAAAAAAAAAGAAAAAAAAAAAAAAGAAAAACAGCAUAAGAACGUUGUCACAUUUUUUUAUAUCAGAGGGUCCUCAUUGAUGGGGCCUGCUGCAUUGCCCCGGGGGUGGAAAAAUGUACAUUCAGAGGUAACAGUAACACUGGAUGCUUUGGCUGCUAGUUGUAUGCCAUGGUUUGUCCUUUCACUGCUGCGUAUUUAUGUUUUGGCAGCAGCUUAAAUCAAACACUAACUCUUUGAGGGGCUGAAGGGCGCAUAUCUGACUGAGACUUGAAAUAGCUUAAGUAUUAGAGAAGUCUUUCUGGCCGUUCCUUGGGUUGGAAUAACUCAAAGCACGCUCAUGAAUUGUGUGGUGGUUUUUAUUUUUUAUUUUUAUUUUUAUUUUUUAUAUGUGUGUAUAUACGUACAUUUCCUUCAACAGAAAUUCUGAUCUCAAAAUUGCAGGGUUGUUAAGUUUAGCAUUUUUUUUUUUUUCAACUUCACUUUGCUUUCCCACUUCUUCUUUUUAGCUGGUCGGAAUGUUUAGUAGUCCUGAGCCCCUUUGCGUGGCUUUUCUAAUUCGGUUUUUGGAGUCUAAAAAGACAGAAAUGUAGCUUUCUAGGAAUUCUGCAGACUUAAGCAAGGAACUUUGGGGUUUCUUUAAUGGUCUUCAUAGAAAUGUUAGAAGAUGUGGUGCAGAAGAAAAAAACUAAUUUGUUACAGAUUGAGGCAAGAUCUGAGGAUAGAAGUUCAUUGAAAACAUAAGUGGGGUUAAUGUCUGAUUUUUUUACUUGAAAGAUGGGAAUUGAGGGUAAUGGCAACAACUGCUCAUGUUUGGAAUGAACUCUGCUGUAUUUUAAUCCCUUAAUGCCAGUCAUUCUGCAUUUGAAAAUUUAGUGUUUUAAAUUUCAAUUGCAGCAGAACUGUCAGAUUCACUGCCUCCUUGCUUGAAGCACCCUCAACUGGAAAAAAUAAAGCUGUAUAAACCCCAUUUCUUUGAGGAAAAUGACAUUUGAAAUCGCUGUGAUAUCACACCUUUACAAAGAGGCAACCCAUAGGUUGCCAAAACCAGGUUUGAUGUCCAUAUAUUUCUGACUUUUCAGUACCCAGAUCUUGUAAAACAGUAGCUCAUGAAAGAAAUGAAGCCUGCACCAUUCCACUGAGGAACAGAAACACAGCCUUGCUGACUCUCUUUUGGAUCCCACUGGGGUUUGUAGUGCCCAUAGGCUGCCCAGCCUUUUUGUGCUUCAAGAGCAAAUCCACCUUUCUGCUUGUACCUGCUCGUGCCAGUGCUGGGAUGCUGGAUAUCACUGAGUCAGCCCUUGGGCGGAGGCGUUGAGCUUCCCAAAGGGCAAGGCUACCUCCAGAGCGUUGCCUUCCGUUCAGGUCAGUUAUUAUUAACAAUUGCAACAGUACACAUUUUCCUCUGCCUUAGAAACACGCGCUGCCGUUUUCAUUGUGUUCUUACUUGGUUUGGCAUCACAGUCUUGGACCGCAUGGCUGAUCUCUUGAUACUAUGUAUGUAAAUAUUUCCACAUUCCCUGGUUCCUUGAAACAAAGUCUGUCCUAUUAAGUUUUUCAUUUGGCAAGAGGCAAAAGUGCAACUGGAAUCAGCUGCCUACAAUUUUCCCCUUUUUAAGCACUUUCCUUCUCAUUUGUGUCAAAUGAUAUCUGGAAAAAUAAACAUUAAGAGUGCUGCAUAAAGUUUCCUGAAGCCUUCCCUGUGCAUUAAUCACGCUUGGAAUGAUUUAGCAGUGCCCCACAGCUAUUUUGAGAUGGUGUGAAGUAGUGAUGGAGCAUCCUGGGCAUUGGCACAGGGGUCUAGGCAGUGAGCACAGAGCUGGCACUGUUCUGCAGAGGAGACCCUGGUGCUUGGGAUUUUCUGUGGCUGGUCUGGCAUGGUAUCUAGUCCCCUGGCUGCUCCUUGGCUGCUGUUGCAGUUAGUGAGGAUGGGCAGCUCUGGAUGAAGGCUCGCCAAACUGCAGAUGUUGCUGGUGUUCCACGGGCACUGGAUUUAGCAUCAGUGCAGAGGUGAAUCUGAACUUUUAUACUUAUCCGAAACCAAGUGAAGGGUUUAAUGUCAGCAAGCUGAGUUUCUCUUGGUGUGAAACAAUCCUGUAUGUGACCUGGCAUAGGUCCAUGACAGGUGGCCUUCAGGGUACGGAAGCUCGAGUCUCCUGGGUGCUCAGGCAGUCAAGUGGAAGCAUUUAGGUUUCCAAACAGGCAGGCUUGCUCUUAGAAUUACAGUCUGAUGUAUAGAAUUUUACCAUCCUCUGCUAAUAAGAUUGUUUAUGUUAAUGUGCAAUUAACAUAACAAACUGGGAAUGAAUCUCGUGGUGGACCUCACUUGACUGCUUUAUAUGUGAAGAGUAUGUGGAGCAUCCAGAGAACUGGGUUACUUUCAGACCAGAUGAAGCCCUAGGGAUGGUCUCCAGGACCCUGCAGUGCUUGAACUGCUAAAGGGCGCGUUAAUAGUUAUCCAAGCUGGGCUCUCCAGAUGCCGAGUAAUGUGAGUGUGGGGUCCUUGGCAUUAGCUGUUUUGCUCUUCAGAUCUACUUCUCCAGGCCUUGUUGCUUGCUAACAUUGGCACGGCCAACAUCUCUGACUUGAAUGUGAUGGUUUCUUCUGGAUACAGCACUGGUCAGGCUUGUUUGGUUACUUUUGGGUGGAAUCCAGCCUGUUCCAUAUCAGGUCAGUCUGCUGUGGCUUGGCAAACAGGCAGAAUUGCACUUGGAGAAAAAUGAGUAAAGGAAAACCCUUCGGCUGAUCCCUCCCCAGGGAAAAGUUGGAUGUGAUCAUUAUCCCUCUUUAUGAGCUUAAUUUGCAAAGUUAAUUUUCACUGGUCCUUUAUUUCCUGGCUUAAGGCAUCUUACACAGUUUUGCCGAACUGCAAAAAGAAAAAUACAAGCAAUAGUUUCUAAUGUGAGUGUUUUCUUUUAAACUUCUUUUGGCUGCUUACAUUAUGUUGCAUUCUUAAUGGAGUUGGAUGGGAAACAACCUUCGCUGUUUCAGACUUGCCUCAUCAUAAGAAAUUUUCAGGGUUUCUGGAAAUGUUUUACAGUGUAUGCUGUAACAAAGUUGAGGAGAUCAAGUGUAGACAAAUGAUUUGGAGACAGCAACUGGGAACUUCAAGGACUUACUCUUUGAUUUACAUCCAGUUUCUGAUGGCACGAUGUUUUACAUUCACAAUAAAUUUUGUAGCCUGUCAACUAUUUGCCCUUUUGGCUGCCUUUUGGUUUCGUAUUUACCUGGGUCCCAGUCAUGCCAGCUCUGCUGUUCGCCAUGCAUUUGCCACCCUCUUUGGAAUAUACUUUGCUGUCUUCUGCUUUGGGUGGUAUUCCAUUCAUCUUUUUGUCCUGGUGCUGAUGAAUUAUGGCAUUAUGAAUAUGGCGAGUAUUCCCAACAUCCACAGGUACUCUUUUGUUGUAGCUAUGGGAUACCUCACCUUGUGCCACAUAAGCCGAAUAUACAUAUUUCAUUAUGGUAUUCUGACUACAGAUUUUUCUGGAGGAUUAUGCUGCCCACUGAUGAUAAUUACACAGAAGAUCACAACACUUGCAUGCCAACUACAUGAUGGAAUAGGGCGACAAGCUGAGGAACUUACUGCUGAGCAGAAUCGGCUUGCUGUGAAGACAAGACCUUCUUUACUGGAGUAUUUAAGCUAUCUCCUCAAUUUUAUGAGCAUCAUAGCUGGACCUUGCAGCAAUUAUAAGGAUUAUAUAGCUUUCAUUGAAGGGAGGCACGUGCACAUGAAACUAUUAGAAGUGAACUGGAAGCAGAAGGGUUAUGACAGACUUCCUGAUCCUUCUCCAACUGGAGCAGUGAUGUACAAGUUGUGUAUCACACUGAUAUCUCUUGUUUUAUUCUUGACACUUACCAAGAACUUUCCUAUGGCAUAUAUUAUUGAUAAUGAAUUUCUUGAGAAAACGCCCUUCUUAACAAGACUUGGUUACCUGUAUGUUGUGACACAGUCUGCAAAACCAAAGUACUACUUUGCAUGGACAUUAGCAGAUGCAGUCAACAAUGCAGCUGGGUAUGGAUUCAGUGGAGUUGACGAAAGAGGUGCUUUCCGUUGGGACCUGUUGUCCAACUUAAAUAUCUGGAACAUUGAGACUGCAACAAGUUUUAAAAUGUACAUUGAAAACUGGAAUAUUCAGACAGCUGCCUGGCUAAAACGUGUUUGUUAUGACAGAGCUCCUUGGUAUCCUACGGCUUUAACAUUUGUCCUGUCGGCCCUGUGGCAUGGUAUCUAUCCUGGAUAUUAUUUUACGUUUCUCACUGGAAUCCUUAUCACACUUGCAGCCAGAGCAAUAAGAAACAAUUGCAGACAUUAUUUCCUGUCAUCAGCGCCUCUCAAGAUGGCCUAUGAUGUUGCUACCUGGGUUGUCACGCAGCUCGCGGUGUGCUAUACUGUUGCACCCUUUGUGAUGCUGGCUGUUGAGCCCACAAUUAAGUUUUACAAGUCUAUGUAUUUUCACAUGCACAUUCUAAGCAUCUUGGUUUUGCUUUUAUUACCAAUCAGACCUCAAACCCACUCUGUAAGAAAGCCUCAAAAUCAGGCCAACCAGAACUCUGUUAAAAGCAAAGACAAAUGAUAUCUCCAAAGGAAAUUGCCAACACUGGGAAACGAUCUGUCAUAAUGGAAACAAAGAAGAAGACGGGAGUGACGGGAGUUGAAGUACAAGUGGCAUUUAUAUAGGUUAUCUUAAAAUCUUACUGGACAGGGCAGAAGAGAGCCUGAAAGACUGCAUUUCAAAUGACUCCAGUUAACAGAGAUUUACAGGCUAUGUUUACAGGCUCAUGGGGCAUUUUGAUUUUUUAUUAAGUAUUUUUAUGAAAUGUUUUUAUAUAUUUAAACUUUUUCACAAAGAGAGGCAUUUUUGCGUUUUCACAGAAAUAUACAAUUAUUAAUCAAGAAUCUGGUGAUUAAAGGGACAGGAAGCAGCAAUCACAGAGUUAAAUAUGCUGCCUGAUAGUUUGGUGCUGGGGAUGGCUGACAGGAGGGCUUCUCAUAUCCUGGCUGAGUAGAGAGAUGGCAUGAGCCAAAAACUACAGAAAGGAGGAGCUCAGUGUGCUGAUGCUGCCUUCUCCCUGCUUUCUGGGUUGGGCAAACCCCAGCACCAGGGCUGCAGCCUGAGCUCAAUGACAAGGGUAUUUCACAUCCCUCCAAGUGGCACCUGCUGGCAUGAGGGCAAUUCCCUUGGGAAUAGGUGUCUGGGAACACUGUCGUCUGUCUAGACCAAUGUCUAAAAUCAAAUCAAAAGAGAAGACUAGCAAAAGAAAGGAUACACACCCCGUAGAGUUGGGCUUCAGUAAUGAUGCAGCUGGUACUCGCUGCUACAUCAACAUUACUCUGCAGUUUUACAGUGAUGCAGCACUUCCAUUUCAGUGUGAAAAUAACUGAGAAGCAAUGCAAGUUUUGAAUUUCGGAGCUCACAGUCAUGAGUUACAUCUGAAAAGGGUUUGUAAUGGAUCAGACUGUUCUACUCAAAAACCUUCUACCUUGUUGAGGGGUUACUUUCCAGCAUGACAACACUAAAAUGAGAUCUAAACAGUAAUUAUCUUAGGAGUUGUAACUAAUUCAGUACAAACUAAAGAUUGUGAUGGGUUAUGAGCAUCACAAGAGUCACAGCCAAGUCCUUGCGUGAUCUCGGCAAGUGACUGAGCCUUUCAGUGCAGGUUUCCCUGCUUAUCAAUUCCCUAGCUUACAGACAUGAGGUUUCAUUUUUAAGGGUUUGUAGUGCUUUGGGAUAACUUGCCGCAAAGUCUUUUUAUUACUAUUUGUUUCUUUUACCCACUUACCCAGGAAGAGCAGGCUGACAGGACACAUCAAAACAAGCAUAAACAAACAAACAAAACUUUUCCAGGAAUAUUUUUCUCAGGAUUUUGUAGUAACAAUUCCCAUGUUUAACUAUUGGUACUUUUUGAUCAUGUAACCAGCAUGAUUAAGAGAAGAAUCUGCUGUUUACUGCACUCUGAUAUUCAUGGCAGAUUAAAAUUUUGCAGAGUCCUAAUGCAUUGGGAGGAAACAAAUCAGUGAAACCAGAACAAGGUUAAAAAGUGUUUGAUUUUCUUUUCUCUGGUGGGAAGAUUUUGUCCUGCGAUCACCUCAUGAUUUAGAGAUUUUAUUCGCUAAUUUAUUUUGAAGGCAAGAUGGUAUUAAAAGACUGUUCUGAAUAAACAGACUGCUUUGUGUCA
Gallus gallus (chicken) is the source of this 8383-nucleotide messenger RNA. It is a transcript of the gene MBOAT1, whose product is annotated as membrane bound O-acyltransferase domain containing 1. Lineage: Eukaryota; Metazoa; Chordata; Aves; Galliformes; Phasianidae. Gene Ontology annotation, biological process: lipid modification. The record is from RefSeq and is a predicted model, not a curated record. Gene Ontology annotation, cellular component: membrane. Gene Ontology annotation, molecular function: acyltransferase activity. The transcript is spliced from 15 exons. Bases 5236 to 6780 code for a protein of 514 amino acids.